Messenger RNA from Microtus oregoni (creeping vole), 1977 nucleotides. It is a transcript of the gene Cct2, whose product is annotated as chaperonin containing TCP1 subunit 2. NCBI's taxonomy places the organism in Eukaryota, Metazoa, Chordata, Mammalia, Rodentia, Cricetidae. Gene Ontology annotation, molecular function: ATP binding; ATP hydrolysis activity; ATP-dependent protein folding chaperone. Gene Ontology annotation, cellular component: cytosol; chaperonin-containing T-complex. The transcript is spliced from 16 exons. Bases 130 to 1737 code for a protein of 535 amino acids. Gene Ontology annotation, biological process: protein folding. The record is from RefSeq and is a predicted model, not a curated record.
GGCGGAAGCCUGCGCGCUCAGCCCCGCCCCCUGCGGUAGCGCGUGUCGUCACUUCCGCCUUCCUUUCUCCUGCCGUCUUCCCGGCGCGGCUCGCGAGGGAUUAUCCUCUGUGCUGAGUUCGUCGGAACCAUGGCCUCCCUUUCCCUUGCACCUGUGAAUAUCUUCAAGGCUGGAGCUGAUGAAGAGAGAGCCGAGACCGCGCGCCUGUCAUCCUUUAUUGGUGCCAUCGCCAUUGGAGACUUGGUGAAGAGCACUUUGGGGCCGAAGGGCAUGGACAAAAUUCUUCUAAGCAGUGGACGAGAUGCCUCGCUAAUGGUAACCAAUGAUGGCGCCACCAUUCUAAAAAACAUUGGUGUUGACAAUCCAGCAGCCAAAGUUUUAGUUGAUAUGUCCAGGGUUCAAGAUGACGAAGUUGGUGAUGGCACUACCUCUGUUACUGUUCUAGCAGCAGAACUCCUCCGGGAAGCAGAAUCUUUAAUUGCAAAAAAGAUCCAUCCACAGACCAUCAUCGCAGGCUGGAGAGAAGCCACCAAGGCUGCCAGAGAGGCGCUGUUGACCUCUGCUGUUGAUCAUGGUUCUGAUGAAGUCAGAUUCCGGCAAGAUUUAAUGAAUAUUGCAGGAACGACAUUAUCCUCAAAACUCCUUACUCAUCACAAGGACCACUUUACUCAAUUAGCUGUAGAAGCUGUUCUCAGACUGAAGGGUUCUGGUAAUCUGGAGGCCAUUCAUGUCAUCAAGAAACUAGGUGGGAGUCUGGCAGACUCCUAUUUAGAUGAAGGUUUUCUAUUGGAUAAAAAAAUUGGAGUAAAUCAACCAAAGAGAAUUGAAAAUGCUAAAAUUCUUAUUGCAAAUACUGGAAUGGAUACAGACAAAAUAAAAAUAUUUGGCUCUCGGGUGAGAGUUGAUUCCACAGCAAAGGUUGCAGAAAUAGAACAUGCAGAAAAGGAAAAGAUGAAGGAGAAAGUUGAACGUAUUCUUAAGCAUGGAAUAAAUUGUUUCAUUAACAGACAGCUAAUUUAUAAUUACCCUGAACACCUCUUCGGUGCUGCGGGGGUCAUGGCUAUUGAGCAUGCAGAUUUUGCAGGUGUGGAACGCCUAGCUCUUGUCACAGGUGGUGAGAUUGCCUCCACCUUUGAUCACCCAGAGCUGGUGAAGCUUGGAAGCUGCAAACUAAUCGAAGAAGUCAUGAUUGGAGAAGACAAACUUAUCCACUUUUCUGGGGUUGCCCUUGGUGAGGCUUGUACCAUUGUACUUCGUGGUGCCACUCAGCAAAUUUUGGAUGAAGCGGAGAGGUCUUUGCAUGAUGCCCUUUGUGUUCUUGCCCAAACUGUGAAAGAUCCUAGGACAGUGUAUGGAGGAGGUUGUUCUGAGAUGGUGAUGGCUCAUGCUGUGGCAAAACUUGCCAGUAAAACACCAGGAAAAGAAGCUGUAGCAAUGGAGUCUUUUGCUAAAGCCUUGAGAAUGCUGCCAACCAUCAUAGCUGACAAUGCAGGCUACGACAGUGCAGAUCUGGUGGCACAGCUCCGAGCUGCUCACAGUGAAGGCCGAAUAACUGCUGGGCUGGAUAUGAAGGAAGGUACCAUCGGAGACAUGGCAAUACUGGGUAUAACAGAGAGCUUCCAAGUGAAGCGACAGGUUCUUUUGAGUGCAGCUGAAGCAGCAGAGGUGAUUCUCCGUGUGGACAACAUCAUCAAAGCAGCACCGAGGAAACGUGUCCCUGAUCACCACCCCUGCUAAGCAUUCCCAUUGGCUGUUGAUCUCUGGACCAGUCCGUAGCAGAAUUGUAUUUGAAAGACUCAACCUUUUAAAGAAGACUGUGGAAUCGAUGUGUCCAUGAUAGUUUGAAUAUUUAGCUGACCUUUUGUUUAAACAUGGGUCUAAUUUAUUUGCUAUUUCAUUUUGCAUACAAUUCAGUUGACUUACAAGUUCAUUUCUCAUACUGUGUAUUAAAAUAAAAAUCCAGUUAUUAACUCUUAA